CUGCUCUUCUGCGUUACCGUGAACGCUCUAAACUCUCCCUGAUAGCGGAGACGCGCACCAGCAACCGCCAUCCCGCCACGCUAGCAGGCUAGCUCCGGAUGCGGGCAACUGGACUGACCAGACUCCUGAUGCGCCUGACAUUCAGUCGGCAACUCGGCAUCGCUCUUCUCCGGCAAUCGCCCCUCUCCGCCCGCCCACUAGGUACCAUGCCAGUAUCCCGCGCAUGACCAGAUGUUUAACUAGCUGGCCUGACUCGGGCAUGCUCCUCUCUCCCCACCAGCAUCUUCGCGAUGCUGAAAGACUCGUCCGCGACACUGCACAUGCCCGACCCAUAUCCAGAGAAGCACGACGACGACGACAGCACGCAGCCCACGCUCUCGCUCGCGGACGCCAAGACGCUUGCAUUCACUGACCCCGAGCCCGUCACACCGAGCUCCGACGUCGGCCCGCCGCCAAAUGGCGGCCGCGAGGCAUGGCUCUGCGCUAUAUCGGGCGGCUGGGUUACGUUCUGCCUCAUGGGCUUUGUCUGUUCCUUCGGGCAGCUGCAAGAGUUCUACCUCGCGAACCAGCUGGCGGGAUACUCCAAGUCGACGGUGGCGUGGAUCGGGAGCGUGCAGAGCUGUCUCGUCUUCUUCCCAUCCGUGAUCUGGGGUCGCGUCUUCGACGCGUACGGUGCACGGCCUCUCGUGCGCGUGGGCACUACGUUAGCUGUCGCUGCAGUCGUCGCCAUGGCCUUCUGCUCUCACUUCUACCAGUUCUUCCUCGCGCACUUCCUUUUCGGCUUUGCGAGCGGUAUCAUCUGGCCGACCGUCACCGCUAUCGGCGGGCACUGGUUCUCGACCAAGCGCGGCGCCGCCAUCGGCGUCAUUGUCGGCGGCAGUGGGCUCGGCUCCAUCAUCUUCCCCAUCAUGCUCAAGCACCUCCUGCAGCUCCUGAACUUCCGCGACUCGCUGCUCAUUAUCGCCGGCCUGAGCGCCGUGCUGAUGGCGCCGGCGUGGGUGCUCGUCAAGAGCCGCCUGCCGAAGCGGCGGCCUGUGCCGUGGCGCCGCCUCGCUCACCCCUGGACCGACGCGCGCUUCACGUUUUUCGCCAUAGGAUGCGCGCUCUACAUGUUCAACUGGAUGAGCCCGCUCUUCAACGCGCCGAUUAUCGCGACCGCAAAUCGCGUCAGCACGCCCGUGUACGACUACGCGAUCGCGAUCAUGAGCGCUGGCUCGUUCCUCGGCCGCACGCUCAGCGGCAUGAUGGCGGACAAGUGGGGCGUGUGGAACGUGUUUGGCACGACGUCGUUCGCGACCGUCAUCGUCCUGCUCGCUUUCUACGUCCCGUGCCCCAUCCCAGAAGGCGCCCUUAUCGUCGGAUACAUCCUCUACGGCUGGAUCUCCGGCGCGUGGCUCACCCUCGUGUCUGCUGUCAUAGCCACCAUCUCCCCGGUUGAGGAGGUCGGCAUGCGCAUCGGCAUCGCAUGGAGCGUCUGCGGCCCGACUAUGAUCGCCGGCCCGCCCAUCUGCGGCGCACUCAUCGCCGCCAACAAUAGCAAGUUUACGUACGCCGCCAUCUUUUGUGCCGCAACAUUCCUGCUUGCGUCCGUCCUGUCUAUCGGGCCGCGCAUGCUUGAGGUGACCUCCCACCAUUAUCACAAGUGGCGGGGUACGCCCGAAGCGCCGUCUCCUGCACCUGAAGACCUGGUCUAGCAGAGACUAGAGGGGGCCCGAAAAAUCCACACAUUCGUCUACGUGUACCAAGUAUAACAGUCUCACAUACACACAAACUGUAUCACCAUAAUGCAUAGCAUGGCAAGGGU
Molecule: messenger RNA, 1804 nt
Organism: Cutaneotrichosporon oleaginosum
Lineage: Eukaryota; Fungi; Basidiomycota; Tremellomycetes; Trichosporonales; Trichosporonaceae
Biological process (GO): transmembrane transport
Cellular component (GO): membrane
Molecular function (GO): transmembrane transporter activity
Source: RefSeq, a predicted model, not a curated record